AUUUUCCUCACAUUCGAGUAUUUAAAUCAAAAUUUUAUACUUUCAAAUUUCUUUGAACGAAAUUUAAAUUUGUUAAAAAUUCAAUUGGAAUAAGUUUUUUAAAUAAAAUUUUUACAAAAUAAAAACACUCGAUACAUGGGCUUCAGCUAUCAGGUGAAAAGUGUAAAAAAAAAAAGCAUCAUUUUGGAUAAACAAGAAAAUCUGGAAAUACAACAAAAUUCCUCUAGAUAUCGACAAAGUAAACGAACUAUAACCAAGGAAAGAGUUUAUGGGUUAAAAGGAGAACAAGGCAAAGCUAGAGAGCAGCAAAAUUCUAAAUCAAAUGUAGACUUAUUUAGACAUAAAGAGAGUAAGGGUCUUCAUAAUUCCGAAUCGAAAUUAGAGGUCUCUGGGGAAAGUAAUGGUGCAGCUAAAAAACUUUUAGAAACUUUACAUUCCGGCAAGCAGCAACAAGAGGACGUUAUAGAAAAGGUCUUAGACACUUCUCAGCAAUUGUACCAUUUAGAGGCGACCAUUAAUCAUGAAAUUAAAAAGUUAAAACAGCAACGAAGACUUUUGAAAGGCGACAGUUUUAGUAUGGAUGAAAAGUCGAAUAAAAGAAAGGGAAAUGAAGCCAGAAAAACGAGUACUUGGGCGGACUAUUUGGGGGAUAAUAAUUCUAAAGAAAGACAGAGAAACCCGGAAGAAAUAGCAAAGGAAAAGUAUUCCCUACAACAUCAAUGUGUUUGUACUUCGCCACGUUAUGGUAGCGAUAAGAAUUUGUCUCUUCGUCCCCGUAUGCGUAGUGUAGCUUCUCAAAUACACACACAAGAAGAAUUCUUAGAUCAGGGAGCUGUAGGAGAUUAUAGUUCCAAUGCCAACUUGAAACCGUUUAAGGAUCAAGAAGUUUCAAAUUGGAAGGGGAUUGCAAAGUGUUCGGAUACGCAAAUUCCUAAAGCAAAUGAUCAAAUUGUGAAUUGUUGUUAUGGCUUAGUGUAUCCGGCUGCUUGCCAGCAAACUCUCAAGACCUCAACCGACACAAAUGGCCAAAGAUGUCGGCAUUAUAGUUGCCAACAGAAUGAGGUUAAUGGUAAUCGGGCAUAUACCUAUUGCCGGGAUGAAUACUAUUACAAUUUGCCAAAUUAUAGUUUUAACGAAGCAUCAACAACUGGUGCAAAUCCCCAACAAUAUAGAAGACACAAUACCGAUCUUAAUACCCAAGAAUUCUAUUGUCGACGACCAGAUAAAUCUUCCAAAUCCCGCUCUAAUUCUAAAACCAACAAGAAAUCUAAACUAGGCAAAAGCAAAGAAUCUCUAGAUGAUUAUAAUGCCAAUAAAAAGAGAGCUUGUCGAGAGAAAAGAGAAAAACAACAACGCAGCAAAUCGGUAGAACAGAGAUUAAGGAAAAAUGGAAAACUUGCUCAGUUGCUGAGUGAAGAAAGUGUCACAAAAUUAAUCAAAUAUCUAGAUCGUUAUGUGGAUGAUUAUCAAAAGGAGUUUGAGUUCGAAAAUAACAAAGAAACUAAGACCAAAGAAGACUCUGAAGAAUCCUCAACAGUCCCAACGUUAAAAAUAAAAAGUCACACUAAUCUUUGUCAAGUAACAGUAAGAAAAAAGCUGGAGCAAAACAAACACCCGGCCAAUUUAACAGAUUGUGGUGAUAGCAACUCUUUGGAAACCCAAUAUUCUUGGGAAACUUUGAGAAUGUUAAAGAAAAUGACUAUAAGAGAAUAUAAGCCACCUUUAAAAGUUAAAGAGCAAAGGGAACCAACCGAAGCAAAACAUGAUAAAGAAGUAGACACUAAAAAGCUUCAGAAAGCUCAAAGAUAUCGUGAGUAUUUGGAUAAAUUUGAAAGAGAACUACAGGCUAAGAAAAGCAUACAAGUUUUAAAACCUCCACCUGAAAAUUUCCCCGAACCAGACAGUGAGGAAGUGGAGAUAUUUAAACAGCUAAAGAAAGAUCAAACAGAACCUAAAAGAAGUCCAAUUGAUACCAGCGAUCAAUGGGAGCUUUUGGGAGAAACAAAUAUUAAUUCUAGUUUAAUUAAUAAAGCCAACUUCUCGUUUGAUCAAGGUGCAACAAAUCACUUUCCCGAAAGUGAUAGUUAUGAGGAGUUAAGGUAUGAAUAUGGAGCUGCUGCCAGGGGAGAAGAUAGUUGGCUAGAUUACAAUAAAUCUAAAGAUCAAGUUGAACAAGCAAAAUACGAUCAAGAUUUGAAAGAAACAAAAGGAGAUAUAAAUUAUCAAGAUAACUGCCAGGAAAGGGAAGGAAGAAGUCGACGAAGAGAAGGAAGAGAAACUAGAUUAAGAGAUCAUCAAGCAGAAGAUCAAAGAUCUCAAAAGACAGCUAAACAAAAAGACUGCUGGAAUUAUAGAAAAUCUAGAGAUAGGGAAAGAAGAGAUGAAGAUCCCUCAGCAAGAUCAGCAGAAAUACUGGUUAGAGACUUCAAAGAACGAGUAGCAGAAGAUCAACGAGCUCAAAGGGCGCAUAAACCAAAAGACUGCUGGACUUAUAGAAAAUCUAGAGAUAAAGAAAGUAGAGAUCAAGAUCUAACAGCAAGAUCAUCUGCUAUACGCGACACAGUCUUUAAAGAAAGAGAAGCAGAAGAUCAUAGCUCUAAAAUAGAGGAUAAACCAAAAGACUUCUGUUCCACUUAUAGAAAAUCAAGAGAAAGAGCAAGAAAGGCGGAAUAUCAGGAAGUAAAAUCAUCUGCAAUACCCUACACAGACUUUAAAGAAAGAGAAACAGAAGAUCAAAGAUAUGAAAAAGAUAACUGUUUAUCGUAUAGAAAAUCUAUAGAAAGGGAAAGAAGAGCAGAAGAUCCAAGAACAGGGGAAGCAGCUUUAAUACCCGACACAGACUUUCAAAUAUUAAAAACAAAUUGUUUCGCAAAAGACUUUGACUUUUAUCGGAACUCCAAAGAUAGAGAACGAAGAAAUGAAGAUCAAAUUCCACGAUAUGUUAGAGAGAGAAGAAAAGAUCUAAAAGAAGAAUUAAAAGAAGGAAUUAAAGUUGAAGAUGUCUAUAAUGAAGAAACCUUUAGACCAUCCACAGAGAGUCCAAGGAUAACUACACAACAAACUUCUAGAUAUAAUGAUCAGACAAGAAGAACUUCUAAAGAAGCCAAGCCACAACCAAGCGAAUACUUAAGUCGGACAGCUUUGGAAAGGGUUCAAAUAGAACCAGAGUGUAGAGAACGGAGGCAACGGAGAUCACAAGAUCUAAGUUCAAAAAACUUUAAAGACAAAAGAAUGGAAUCCACUGAAAGUAUAAAACACUUUCUUGAACAUUUAAAUAAGAAAAGUUUUAGAGAGAACAACGCCAAACCAUUGAGAGAAUCGCAAUCAAAAGAAGCAGAAGAUGAAGUUUUAAGAUCAAGAAAAGUUGAGUUGAAUGAAAGAAAUCAAUCUCUGGAAUAUGACGACGAAAUCUUUGAAGAAUUAAGAGCAAAACCAGGAAAAUCUAAAGAUCAAAACUCUAGAAGAUAUUGUGAGGAUAAAAGAAGAGAAUUUGAAGAUCAAUGUUCUCGGUAUUAUGAAGUUUCCAAAAGAGAUUAUAGAGGUGAUAGACAAGCUGAAGAUAAUGAAGAAAUUCUGAGUGAUUUAAGAGAAAUUCCGCGAAAAGCUGAGGAUGAAAAUUCAAAAUAUAGAAGAGAUUCUAGAGAUCAAAGUUGUAAAUAUUAUGAAGAUCCACAUAGAAGAGAUUACGCAGAAUAUGAUGCAGAAGACUUUGAUGAAUCUACAGCAAAACCGCGAAAAGCUAAAGAUCAUGGAAGAAAUGAUUUUAAGGAUAAAAGGAGAGUCUCUGAAGAUCAGAACAAUGAUCUCAAUGAUUAUAAAGAGAGAAAAAGAGAUUUCUUAGAAGUAAAGCAGUAUCCAAAGGAAAGAGAUUUGAGAGCAUCCGAAAUUGAAGCCAAAUAUGGAGUAGAAAACCCUAAGGAAAGACAGAGGAUAGCUAAAGAUCAAAUUGACACGCCAAAUGGUAGAGAUUAUAAAGCCGAACAAAGAGAUCUUCCAGAAGUUGAACUUAUAAAAGAAAAAAUCGAGAAACACGACGAAUUAGAUGAAGAGGAACUGCACAAACACCAACAUUUGGAUUUAGAGGACAUUGCAAAUAAACCGAAAACUUCUAAGAGAUCAAAACGAGUAUCUGAGAAUAAUACAGACGAUAAAGAACCCAGGACAACAACUUCCUUGCAUAAGGAGUUCCAAUUAUAUCCUCUUAAGCAAGAACCACAAAUGCCGGAAGAAUUUUCAAAUCAACAUGAGCAAUUUUCUAAAGAACCCGAAAGUUACGUUAAGGAGGAUCCCGGAAAAAGAGAAAAGAACUCCAACAGUUCCUCCUAUAACGAUUUCAAACAAGUUAUGGAUCAUAGUUUGGGACUUUAUACCAGUCGAGCUAGUCAAACCGAUUAUCAAUUUAAACCUCAACUAAACGCACAACUUUCCUCACAAACAUUUACCAGAGAAAAGGAAACUCCCAAUGAAAAUCAAAAGGAGUAUCAGGAAACUUUAGCACAAUCAACUGAAUUACCUUUAACAACUUCUGAAGCCUUAAAAUAUUUGAAAAAUUUCCUAACAACCUAUCAGGACUCCAAUUUAGAAGGGCAAUGUGCUGAAGCAGUAACCUUGGCCGCUCAGGAGUUAAUAACAAAAUUAAGUUCCUGCAAAAGUUCUCUGCAAACUGAGACCAAUUCGAGAAUGCAACUACAAGAACCGAGAAGUUCUUUACGGGACUCAGCCAGCUUCACAGUAGAACAGAAACUAACACAAGAUACACAAUUUAAAGAUCUGGAAACUACCACAGAUAGUAGUGAUCCUCAAAUUGCAAACGCAAUAGCAACAGGUGAAGAUUCAAAAACUCUGACAGCUGAAAGUUAUAAAUCACAAAUGGAAUGGGCUGUAGGCGCUUUAAAAGAGCAGGCUAAAGAAGAUCCCUUAAUUGAAUUAAUAGAACAGGAAUCCUAUCAUUAUAAAUCACAACCUUGCGAUAUGGAACAAUGGGAAUCUAUGGAAACUUAUCAGAGAUAUGAAGAGUACAACGAUAAUUCAGCUAAUUUAAGAUCACAGCAAGAAAAAUAUGUAGAUCCAAGAGCAUCUUGCAAUACAACUAUUUUGCAAGAUAACUCUCAUUAUAUGGAAAUGCAGGAUCCAUUACCAUUAAGCUAUGGAGAGGACUGCACAGAUCCUUGUGUGCAGAGAAAAUUUACUUGUGGGUCUUUACCUGGUCCUAACAGACUACAUGCUUUUGAUCCUCAACUAAUGCCUUUGAAGGGAAUUUUGAAACCUUGUCGUACAAUAGAAGAUGCUCAAAUGGUCAGCUAUGACUUGGAAUCUCAUAGAACAACUUCGGUGGUUAGUUUUGGGCUAAAAGAAGAGGUCAAUACACAUACGGAAACAGCAAUGUCUUUUAAACAAGCAGAUGAUGAAGUGGCUCAACACUGCAAUGAAACCCAGCAAACAAUUAUAACUAAAGAUGAGUUACUGCAACAGCCCAUAACCCAGCAAACCAAAUAUCAGCUUACCAAAACUAUCAACACCAAACAUCCUCUUAAUCAAAAUAAUCAACUAGAUGCAUCAUUAUCAGCAAGUGAAUCAUAUUACCGUAAUACUUCUUCUCGUCUGUAUACUGUAGAAUUGGCAAAAUUUAAACAAUGUCCUUGUAUGUUGGAUACUUAUCUGACAAUGUUGAAUAACUACUACAAAAGCAAGAAAAAUUAAAAAAAUAAUAAUAAUUAAUAAAUGAAUUUUAGUUAAUGUUUAGUUAUUUAAAAGAAUUAUUUUUAAUUGGUUA
Molecule: messenger RNA, 5773 nt
Organism: Lucilia sericata (common green bottle fly)
Lineage: Eukaryota; Metazoa; Arthropoda; Insecta; Diptera; Calliphoridae
Product: trichohyalin-like
Exons: 3
Coding region: 136-5700 (1854 amino acids)
Source: RefSeq, a predicted model, not a curated record